ACGUGACGUCAUUGUUGCGACACGCCACGUGGUUUACGGAAGUAAACACAUGUCGAUAGUGAAAGCAGAGGUUUCAACAUCACUAAACCAUCAUUGGUGAAACAUAGCUGACACUGUCGUUUUAGGAAAUUAGAAAGUGGUCUGACAGCACAGUUUUGUGAACAGCGAUCAGCAUGGCAACAGGUGCCAAAAGAUUAAAGACAGACGGCAUCUCGUCAGAUACCCCAGUGCUGGACCCUCUCCAGAGUUUUUUGCAGUGGUGUGAAGGGGUGGGGCUGAAACACAACGAAAAGGUGUACUUCAGCAAGGAGGGCACAGUGGCAGAGUAUGGCAUGCUGGCUAAGGAGGACAUAGAAGAGGGAGAGUUGCUUUUCACUGUACCCAGAACGGCUCUUUUGCACCAGGGCACCACUAAGGUGCUUGCUGUGUUAGAGGAGGGUAAAGCCUCUCUGGAGAACACAUCCGGCUGGGUGCCUCUCCUCCUGGCUCUAAUGUAUGAGUACACAUCUCCUCAGUCCCACUGGAGGCCUUACUUGUCCCUCUGGCCUGACUUCACUGCCCUGGAUCACCCCAUGUUCUGGUCGAAGGAUGAGAGGGACAGACUCCUGAAAGGUACCGGUAUCCCAGAGGCGGUGGACACCGACCUCACCAACAUCCAGAAAGAGUACAAAGACAUCGUCCUACCGUUCAUGAGGCUACACCCUGACUUGUGGGAUCCAGAGAGACACACACAGGAUCUCUACAGAAGCCUGGUGGCUUUUGUCAUGGCUUACAGUUUCCAGGAGCCCCUGGACGAGGAGGACGAGGAUGAAAAGGACCCCAACCCCCCCAUGAUGGUCCCCAUGGCAGACAUGCUGAACCAUGUGUCCAAUCACAAUGCCAAUCUGGAGUACACGCCAGAUUGCUUGAAGAUGGUGUCAGUGCGAAGUAUCUGUAAAGGAGAGGAAGUUUUCAACACCUAUGGUCAGAUGGCCAACGGGCAGCUCCUCCACAUGUAUGGCUUUGCUGAGCCGUACCAAAGCAACAGCAAUGACACUGCAGACAUACCCAUGUCCAAUGUGUACAAAGCAGCUGUGCAAGUGACCGAGUCUGAAGCCGAACAGCGCCUCCUGGUGGAGAAGUGGAGUCUGUUGUGCGAGAUGGAGAUGGUCGGAGACGAGGGAGUCUUCAUUUUCGGAAAGUUGGGGUCUCUCACUGACACGGAGAUGUACACAACACUCAAGAUCCUGUGCAUGUCAGCGGAGGAGUUUGAGGAGUUCAGAGAGAACGAAGGCUGGGAGGAAGCAGAGGACGAUGAUGAUGAGAAAAUGUUGCAGGCACUCUCUAACGAAGGACUGCCCAGUUUGGCCCCUCUGUGGAAGCGCCUGGUUCACGCUGCGGUCUGCUUCACACUGGACUCCUAUGGCGAGGACAUGCAGAAGGACCGGUUGCUGCUGGAGGAUAAAGACGGCCACGCUAAAUUGAACAGCCGGGAGAGGAGGGCACUACAGGUCCGCUAUGGCCAAAAGACUAUCCUGAACCAGCUCCUGGAGCUCACCAGACCCUGAAAUAACAUUGAAUCCAUUCCAAAGCGCCACCUGAUUUGAUAGCCACGUAGUCAAAUUUGUAACUUAAGCUGACCAGUAGCUCUCUUAUAAAAGAGGUCUAAUUUGACCAUAUAUCCCUGUGAGGUUGGAUGGAUUUUAAGGUGGCUUAAGUACUGUUCCAGUCAAGAUCCUUGGUGUGUUACUUAAGAUGUUCCAACAUUAACCUGAUUGAUAAUUUCUUACAACCUGAUCAUGAGUGUUUACUUUGAUUUAUAAAAAUAUUUAAACUAAGGUUUAAAUAGCAUCA
This is a messenger RNA of Esox lucius (northern pike), 1833 nucleotides long. RefSeq names its product SET domain containing 6, protein lysine methyltransferase (gene setd6). The record is from RefSeq and is a predicted model, not a curated record. Gene Ontology annotation, cellular component: nucleus. The coding region runs from base 174 to 1547 and encodes 457 amino acids. Lineage: Eukaryota; Metazoa; Chordata; Actinopteri; Esociformes; Esocidae. Gene Ontology annotation, molecular function: protein-lysine N-methyltransferase activity; protein binding. Gene Ontology annotation, biological process: peptidyl-lysine monomethylation. The transcript has 9 exons.